UAGACCAGAGACAAAAGCAAAAAGAAUUAAAAAGGUUAAGAGAAAGCAAGUCUGAGAAUCAGACUAAUGCUAAUAUCCAAUCUAGCUUCAGCUCAGAUAACCCUUAUGUCACUGACAUAGCUAUUGAAGAUCCUAAUAGCUCAGCUAGAUCAGAUAAUACACCUACAACUCCCAAUUCACAAACUAAUAAA
Molecule: messenger RNA, 191 nt
Organism: Scutellospora calospora
Lineage: Eukaryota; Fungi; Glomeromycota; Glomeromycetes; Diversisporales; Gigasporaceae
Source: the annotation of a GenBank genome assembly